This is a messenger RNA of Rhizophagus irregularis DAOM 181602=DAOM 197198, 1275 nucleotides long. RefSeq lists its product as uncharacterized. The record is from RefSeq and is a predicted model, not a curated record. Lineage: Eukaryota; Fungi; Glomeromycota; Glomeromycetes; Glomerales; Glomeraceae. Gene Ontology annotation, biological process: DNA-templated transcription. Gene Ontology annotation, cellular component: RNA polymerase I complex; RNA polymerase II, core complex; RNA polymerase III complex. Gene Ontology annotation, molecular function: DNA binding.
CAUUACAAUUAUUAUUUAGAACGUUUCUCAAGAAUAUAAAUAAUAAUAAAUAACUCCGAUAGGUAUUUAAAGAAAAACCAAGAUCGGAAAAAAAGAGAGUAACCAAAUUAUUGAGGGCGAAUUUGUACUACAUAAGUACUACAUUAGUUAAUAAAUUGCAUCAACCCCCAAUCAAAAUUUAUGAUUUAUGCAGUUGUUGUAUAUCUAAUUGAUACUAGAUUUAAUUUUACAAACAUCACUUUUACUUGUUCUCCCACAAGAAAAAAUGGAUAGAGAUCAGAAAGACCCUAGUACUUCUGAGUCGGAGAUAGCCCGCUUAUUCCGUGUGUACCGUACAGUACACGAAAUGGUUAAAGAUCGGGGUUACGUCAUUAAUCAUGAUACACAUACUGAUAUGAACCUAUUUCGUGAACGCUGCAUGAAGGAUGGUUUAAUUGUUAAAGAAUCGAUGAUGUUUCAAGUCCAAAAGAAUGAUAACCCUAAUGAGCAAUUACUUGUGACAUUUCCCGAUGAAAAGCCCGUUGGUGUAAAGUACCUUAAAAUUUUAUGCCAACGGAUGGUGGACUCAAAAGUUAACCGCGGCAUCAUUGUAUUCCCUGGUACUCUAACUGCAGCAGCUAAUAAGGCGAUACAAGUUAUAAACACAAGAGAAAAUAGACACUAUGAAGUUGAUACUUUCUCGGAAGCAGAUUUGAUGAUUAAUAUCACAUCGCAUCAACUUGUGCCCAAACAUUAUGUUCUUUCCGAUGAAGAAAAAAAGACUUUACUUGCUAAAUAUCGAUUGAAGGAAACCCAACUUCCUCGCGUACAAGCAACAGAUCCGAUCGCAAAAUAUUACGGUUUAAAAAGGGGACAGGUUUUUAAGAUCAUGAGACCCAGUGAAACUAGUGGACGAUAUGUUACCUAUCGAAUUUGCUUUUAAAGGUUUGUUUCGCUUUGAUAGCAUGAAAAUUUUAUUAUUAUUCCUCCCAAGAACAAUGUAUAAUAUAAUUUAGAAGUUCAGUAAUCGAUUUAAUGUGUGCAACAUAAAAUUGUGGCAUCUUUUAAAAUCAUUCAUACAAAGGAGAUGUUGCCUAAGGAAAAAAGUUUCAGUCAAAAGGAGAUCAAAGAAAAGAUGGAAAAAAAAUUAUCAUUUUAAGAUGAUUAAUUGAUUCCUUUUUUUUUGUGAUAAAGGAUCAAUAUUAUCAUCUCAUCUUUUUUAGAAAAAAAAAUUAUAGAUGAUCAUUAUUUUUAAUAAAUAAAAAUUAUUAUUAAUUUUUUUUUUUUAAUAUAAUA